CGUGCCGCGCGCGCGUUCGUGAGCGCCAAAACAAAAAAUUUGAGAACAUACAACAAAUAAAGAACAAGACAUAAAGAAAGCUGUUUAUCCCUGUCGACAGAAAUUGUAAAAGGAAAUAAAGUGUGGAAAAUGUUGCGACCGCGCUGCCUGGUGUCCUUUUUGGGACUCUGCCUGGUGAUCAGCCUGGGAAUGCGUUGCGAUGCUAGAGCGGUGAACGUGAGCAACACCUGGACGAUGCCGCAGGAGGGUCUGAACGUCUUCUAUCGCUUCUUUCGCGAUCGCAUUUCCUGGUUCGAAGCCGAUGCCGUCUGUCAAUUUCAUCACGCCAAUCUGGUGACGGUCGACAACAGUUUUCAAUUCGAUGCAACGCGCGACCUGCUGAGGGAAUUGGAUGUGAACGACAUCGUUUGGAUUGGUCUCAUGCGACCGCAGAACUCGGAUCGUUUUAUGUGGUCCAAUUCACGUCCCUUGGUGGCGGACACUGGUUACUGGGCCGAGUCGCUGCCCCUGAUGGAUGCUCCACUGUGCGCCGUCAUCGAUCCCAUACGAGAUUACCGCUGGCACGCCCUGCGCUGCGGUGGACCCGAAACGGCCUCCUUCCUCUGCGAAAUGCCAGUUCCCAGCUGGGCGGAUGCGUGCAUACUGAAGGACAUGCCCAAUUUGACCAUGCAGUACAUGGCGGAUACGGCCAGCAUCGAGCUCAUCCGCAAUUGCCAGGAGGAGGGACUGCUGCGACACACCUGCAAGGGCAAGGAGGAUCGCGAGCGUGCCAUCCGACAACUGAUCUGCCCCAAGGAGCGGCUGGAGGCGCAGCGCAUCAACGACAUCACCAACUCGCACUUCAAGUCGCUGCAGAUCAUCAACAACAUACGCACGGACAACAAGGAGAACAACGACAUCGAUCUGCUGCCCAACUAUGGCCGCCGCUCUGGCAUGGCCAUCAACAUCGAGGUGGCGCCACCAGUGCCGCCCGUCGCCGUCUCCGUUCCCGGAUUGGGUGAGCUGAUGCAGGCGGAUGCGCCGGGCGCCGUAUCGCUGUCCGGACUGUAUCGCAUACCCGAUUUGGUGCCCAAGCCGGUGAAGAAGGCGGCCAAGAAGGUGGUCACGCCGGACUUUGCCAAGAAGCUGCAGGGCAACCACCAGCAGCAGCAGCAGCACAAUCAGCAACAGCAGCAGCAGCAGAAGUCGCGCAAAUCGCUGGUGCACCAGCACGAGGAGGAGCUGAUGAUGGGCGACCAGCCGGCGCUGAGUGAGGAGCAACUGCCUCCGGGCAUGGCCAUGGGCCUGGGCAUUCGACUGCCUCUGAACGAGGAUGACAGCAACAGCGAUGCCUCCAAUGAGAUAUUCGAGCAUUUGCCGCACAAGAAGAAGAUCCUGCCGCAGGAUCUGCGCACCAUGGCUCCAAUUGUAGAAGCUAAAACGCCAGCGACCACAACAACAACAACACUGAAGACAACCACUUUGGCAGCAACAACCACUAGACCAACACCAAUGACAACAACAACAACAACAACACUUACACCAACAACAGCAGCGGCAACGGAAGCUACUGAGGAAGUGACCACACCGAAAGCAGUGGACACCACAAGUUCACAGGCGCCGGCAACAACCACGCGGCCAACAACAACCGUUAGAAGCACCACCAUAACAACGACCACUACAACAGCAGCAACAACUACGCCGCAAGCGGAGGAGAUAACAACAACAACGACCAGGAAACCAGAGCCAACAACCAUGGUGGCACCACGAACAACAAAAACCGCGGCGAGCGAAGCAGCAGCAGCAGCAGCAGCAACUAGCACAACAACAGCUGCAGCAUCCGCUGCCACAACAAGAGCAACAACAACAAGCACAACAGCAGCAGCAGCAGCAACAACAACAACAACAACUAGCCAUGCCACGCCCACGGACAACAGCAACAACAUGGCACAUCCCAUACACCCAUCGCAGCAGCAACACCACCAGCUACCGAUGUGGCACGAAGGCGCCACGUUGCAACAGCAACAGCAGCAUGCAACGCACGUCAACGAGUCCGCCGAUAAUACGCGCUUCAUACCGCCAAUGCUGCUGGUGAAGUCGCACUACGUGCCGCCGGCCAAACAUGCCAGCGAGCACGCGACCACAACAACACGUGCAACAACAACGACGAGUUCGGCAGCAGCAACAACUUCGGCAGCAGCAACAACAUCUGCAGCAGCAACAUCGGCCAAAGAGGAAGUGCAGCCAUCAACAGUAGCGUCAUCGAAGGGAGUGACAGCAAGAGGAGCAGCAACAACAUCAGCUGCAACAUCAGCUGCAGCAGUCGCUGACACUGUGGCAACAUCAACCGUGACAGCGACAACAGGUGCAGCUGUGGAGGUGACAACAAGCGUGAAAGUAGCUGAAGACACCGCAGCAACAUCGGCGACAAUGCCAGCAGCAACGGUAAUUGCCAGUGAAGCGCCACCAGCAGCAGCAGCAGCAGCAACAGCAACAACAACUGCUGCCAGAGCAGUCGCAGCUAAUGAAAUCAAAUCGAAUGCCACAGCAGCCACAGCAUCUGCAGCUGCAACAGCCAUACCGAAGCCAGUCAGGGAGUUCAGAUAUCCGCCAGUGAAUCAGGGAUCCUUCAAGGUGGACAACAACGGCAUGGGCAGCCCCGAGGAGGAGGAGGAGGUGGAGGACGAGGAGGGCCAUUUGGAGAGCGAGGCGGCCACAACGCGACACAACUUCCUGGAGGAGACCGAGGCGCCAUUCAAGCCAAAUCGACGACGCUCGCUAACCAAACCGGAAACGGUUAGCUAUUUCAAGAAGAUCUUGGGCUAAGAACGCCCGUAGCCCGGAGCCCGGAGUCCGAAGACCGGAGUUGCUGCAACCGUAAUCCGCACUAGUAACCGUAAACGUAAACUUAAUCGUAACAGCAACAGUAACGAACUGUUAAACCUUAAAUAAGAAAAGAUGAUGAUGAAGUACGAGUAUGACGUAAGAAGUACACUCCCUGCACAGCCAAGCGUAAUUGGUCUUCAAAAUCAGAGCAAAUUGAAACAGUUGUUGGCAUUGCCCCGCUGGCCAUUUUUUUAAAAGUCCCCCGGAGAAACAUCCCCCAUCCCACAUCCCACAUCCCACAUCCAGCAUCCCACAUUCCGGCCAAAAGUUUGCGGAGCUAGCGCUUCCCAAAGUCUUGUGUCUCCAGCAGAAAUGCCGGAAAUCCAAGCGGAAACCCAAAAGAAAACUCAGCUCAAGUCGACUCGACUUCAGUUGCAAGUACCGAAAUAUGUCAAUUUUUCACCGCAAAAAGAAGGAAAAGCAAGCAAGUGCAAACAAACAAACACGCACACUCAAAAGCAGAUACAGAUACAGAUAAAGAUACAGAUGGAGAUACAGAUAGCAGAUACACUUACAGCCGGAGAAAGUGCAAAGUCUGUCAGGUGGGGAAAGCGGAUAAAAAAAGAAAAAGAAAAAGGAUGGAAACCAAAACGCUGGAGGAGAUUCGAAUGGAAAAGCGGGGAGUGUGUGCGAUGCAAAGGCCAAAUCUAAAGUACGAUAAAUACUACGAUAAAAGUGUUUACAAACGUAUACACAGGGCGUCUGUUUUGGAUUUCCGUUUGCUUUGCCUACAAGCGACAUGUGGUCACACUGGUCCAAGUGCACAGAGCAGUGGAAGGUGGACAACACUGGAUGGCAAUUAUUUCGCUUUCCGUUUUAAAACAAAACGUUUAGAAUCCAUGGGAAAACGUUGCUUAUGUUUAAGGCUUCCUCAUGAAGCAUUCACUCCAUUAAAUUCCGUUUUUCAGUAAGUGCUAGCACUAAAAUAAUAUUUAUUUACUUUCCAAUCAGCAGAAGGUUUCACUUGCCACUUAAAAAUGACGUGCCAGUUGAUCCUAAACUCAGUUUUCAUUUUUCGAACAAGCUUAUGAAAAUCCAAAACAGCAAACGCCAUGCAAAUUACAUAAUUACCUAUUAAUUAUGAACAUAUGUAAUAGAUGUUGUUUUUUUUUUUUUGUGUAUGGAAAUAGUCAAAUACAAUUUGUGUAAGCGAAUAUAAACCAGUUUGUCAUUUGAGAAAAUUUUGAGAAAAUUACUUCGAAUGAAUGCGGCAAAUUGGCAGAGCGAAAAUAAAAUGAAAAAUGCGUUGCAAGAAGAAAUGAGCACACUUAAGAUUAAGCUAAAAUUAAACGAAUCGAAAGGCAAGUCCAAAGUGGAAAAUGAAACCGAAAAAAAGGCGCAGACGAGUCCCGAAAUAAAACGGAAAAAGCCGAAAAAGAAAAGCACUUGAUGUAGAGAAUUAUUUGUAGGUACUUCUGAGAGCAACGGGCAAAUUAAUGCGGUUCCGUUGGGUUGCUCUGGAAAAAAACCAAGAAAACCAAAAAACCAAAAAACCAAAAAACCGAAAAACCAAAAAAAACAAACACACAAAAACAUGCAGUAAAAUAGUAUAAAUGUAAACCAAAGUAAUGAAUUAUGAAUAAAAAGAAACCCUUUCAAGACAUUUAAA
Messenger RNA from Drosophila santomea, 4474 nucleotides. RefSeq lists its product as uncharacterized. The transcript has 7 exons. The record is from RefSeq and is a predicted model, not a curated record. Lineage: Eukaryota; Metazoa; Arthropoda; Insecta; Diptera; Drosophilidae. The coding region runs from base 130 to 2805 and encodes 891 amino acids.